Polyodon spathula (Mississippi paddlefish) is the source of this 3635-nucleotide messenger RNA. Its product is annotated as m7GpppN-mRNA hydrolase-like. Gene Ontology annotation, molecular function: manganese ion binding; RNA binding; 5'-(N(7)-methylguanosine 5'-triphospho)-[mRNA] hydrolase activity. Gene Ontology annotation, cellular component: cytoplasm; P-body. Gene Ontology annotation, biological process: nuclear-transcribed mRNA catabolic process, nonsense-mediated decay; deadenylation-dependent decapping of nuclear-transcribed mRNA. Bases 173 to 1432 code for a protein of 419 amino acids. NCBI's taxonomy places the organism in Eukaryota, Metazoa, Chordata, Actinopteri, Acipenseriformes, Polyodontidae. The transcript has 11 exons. The record is from RefSeq and is a predicted model, not a curated record.
UGUCUGUCUCAGAUUUGGUCCUCACUUUUUGUGGUAGUUUCUCUCGGUGGGUCGCACUGAUGUAUUCCCGUUUCGCACUUUAUUAAAGAUAUUGACACAAUUACGUAGUUGCUGAAUGUUAAUAUUUAUUUUUUUUAGGGUUUUGUAAAUUCGGGAUGUUCUUAUCGUUAACAUGGAGACAAAACGAGGGGAGAUUCCCAGCGGUUUAUUGGACGACCUCUGCAGUCGAUUCAUCCUUCACAUUCCCAGUGAAGAAAGGGACAAUGCAAUUCGAGUGUGCUUUCAAAUUGAGCUGGCCCAUUGGUUUUACCUGGAUUUCUGCAUGCAGAACUCACCAGGAUUACCUCAGUGUGGGAUAAGAGACUUUGCCAAAGCUGUUUUUAAUCACUGUCCAUUUUUACUGCCUCAUGGAGAGGAUGUGCAGAAGGUUUUAGAUCAAUGGAAGGAGUACAAAAUGGGUGUCCCAACAUAUGGUGCAAUUAUUCUUGACGAAACACUUGAAAAUGUACUGCUAGUUCAGGGUUAUCUUGCGAAGUCUGGCUGGGGCUUUCCUAAAGGUAAAGUCAACAAGGAGGAGGCUCCACAUGAUUGUGCUGUACGAGAAGUGCUUGAAGAGACGAGCUUUGACAUCCGUGAUCGCAUCUGCAAAGAUGAUUUCAUCGAGUUGAAAAUCAAUGAUCAGUUGGCUCGUUUGUACAUAAUACCAGGGGUGCCAAAGGAUACAAAAUUCAAUCCUAAGACGAGAAAAGAAAUAAGGAAUAUUGAAUGGUUCUCAAUAGAGAAGCUUCCUAGUCACAGGAAUGACAUGACUCCCAAGUCCAAACUUGGACUAGCUCCUAACAAGUUCUUUAUGGCCAUUCCAUUCAUUAGACCACUUAGGGAAUGGAUAACAAAGAAGUAUGGAGGAUCUUCAGACAGCGACAAUGGAAUCAAUUCAACAGGCAGCACUCCAUCCAAACCUCACAUGGACAAAAUCCGAUCCAGAGCGAGGCAGAAUCAAGUGUUGCCUGAUGGAUCUCCAGGAGAGCUGUGGGUUAAACAAAGGCAGCAACCACAAAAGCCAUUCAACCAAACAAAUCAGCCGGAGCUAUUUGAUAUUUUAAAAAUGAAGAACCAAGGUCUGAAGGGUAAUGGUAAAAAGCUGCACCAGGAUUCCCCUAACAUGAAGAAAAGGGCAAAUGGGGUAAACAAUCAACAGGUUAAACCUCACCAGUCUGCAAAGUCAGAGAAGAGGCUUCAACCAAGACGACUUCAGGACAACUUUGAAACAGAUGCAGUAUGUGAAUUAUGCAGCUCCAAUGAUGAACAGCCACUUGACCACAUGGAGAGGCCAUGUGGUGAAUGCAGUGGGGACUGUGAAUAUGUCCUCUCUUCCAGGGCUUUUCUUGGCUUCAAGUUUGAUCGGGAUGCUAUCAUGAAAUGCUUUGAGUAAUGAAUGGUUUACAAUCAGGAGGGUAAUAGACUUGUAACCAAGAUAAUAUUUUGAAGGACAUGCAAAGGGCAAAUUAGAGGAGUAUAUUGAUUUGUAAUAUGUUUUUAAACUAGCACAAUCCAACAGAGUUGCAGGAAUGAACAAUUCAGUUGUUCUGAGUAGUUUCUUGCUAAUUUUAUAACAUAGCUUUUCACUCCCUUCAAAAUAGGAUACCUGUUUUUUUUUUAAUAAUAAUAAUAAUAAUAGUAAGCAUUUCUCUCGCUCUCAGGACUUUGAAGAAAUGUAGGGAUACUUAAACAGCUGUGAGCUUAUCCUGCUUGAAGUGGGAGGGGAAAACUGUUAAUUCUUUUUUUUUUUCCAUUGAAUUGUAAACCUUUUCAGUAUCUCCCCCCCCCCCCCCCGAUAGAAACUUAAGGGUGUUGUGGAUAACAAGCUUGUUUUCACAAUAUAUUUGCACAAGUUGUAUUUUCUUGCUUUACAUUGAGGAUUGUGUGCUCUGAGAAAUGACUUUAGCGGAGCAUUACUAUGGCUUAUAAUUAAUCUGCUUUGAGUUGAACAGUGUUGAAUUUGGCAAUGCAUCUUCUAAACUGCACAUUGUUUACAGAGAACUAAUUGGGAUUUUAAAUGGACCAGGAGGUAUUUUGUUUUUUAAAGGAAUGCAGAAUUUCUUUUUUUUUUUUUAGUAUAUGUAGUUUUAAUUACUGUUCUGGAUUUCAUUUCUAAGUUUUUGUUAGGGGUCUGUAACCUUACAAUAGUAUUGUGUUACUUUUGGUGAAACAUCUACACAUUAUUUCUAGGAGUGGAUUUGUAAACGCAGCUUUGGGAUCAAUGACAAAUGAAAUACAAGUAUCCUAUUUUUUUAAAAAUAUUUUUAAUUGCAAAAUAGCAAAACAAAAGACACUGACUGCGAACAAUUCAAAAUAAUUCAAGUCUGCAAUAUCAUCAAAGGAUAAUUUAAGCUGUCUGUACUGUGUACCUGCACAUGUUGUUGUUUUAUUGUAGUUUCUGUUUUCUUCUGUUUUUAUUCAGUGCUUUUAGGACACAGGUAUGUGAAUCUCAUUUCUUCCUCUGCUGGUUAGUGUAGAUCACCUGUAUUUUAUUUGGAUCCAGGUAUUUGCUAUGGUUGUACGCACUUAAUAAGUGUGCUGCUGCCGUACAUAUCCCCUCCACAGCUGUGAAUUCAAAAUGAUACAGUAUAUGUGUGGACCUACAUCCACACAUUUACAUGUAAAAAAAUGUAGCUGUGAAAUAUAAAUCCCUAGAUACACUCAGUGAAUUGCUGAAGAACAACCAUGCCAAGUUUGAUUACAAUUGGAGACGUGGUUCUCCAGAUAUGUGCAGAAAUGUAAACUUGAAUUAUCUUUGGGCACCUCCACAGUAUCCCCAGUGGGGUUAAUACACACUUGUUAACCAUGUGUAAUAAACAGGGACAUGUUAACUUGAGCUACCAACAGCAGUUUUAAUUUUCCAAAAGAGCAGAUCAGUUACGAACGUUAGUUUAAAGAUAAUUGCUAGUUCAUUUUAAAUUAGAUAACAUGUUUUAGUAGUGCACAUAUUUGUUACUGUACAGGCUUAAACAGUGUGAAAUCAAGUCUAAAAAGAAUUUAGUGUUAAUGACUAGUAAUUCUGGAGACUGUGUAGUUUUCCUCUGAAUAGAACCUGCCCACAACUUAAAAGUAAUAUUUCUAGUCAUUUUUACCUUUUGGUUUUUUCAUGUAGGCCCCUCAUGGCUCGCUCCUGUGCCUUUAAAAAUCAAUUGUAAAGACAGUUCUUAACGGCAAGUGGUUUUUCAAUGAACUACAGUACCAGUGUGUGUUUAUGCUGCGUGACGUGUUGAAUCAGAAUCUAGUCCAUAGGUUUGACCCAUCUAUUUGAACCCUCUAUAGUGAUUACAAGCGGAGCCAGUUUAAGUGCAGUGUGAAUGAACUGUGUGUAUACAAACAUUUUUAGCAUGUUGCUAUGAUAAACCUGGUUUAAAAAAUAAAAGUUUGAGAAAUGUUUUAGCCAUGCUGAUCAAAUCGGAUACAAAUGAGAGAUGACAAAAGCCAAAAAAGAAUAAAAUGAAAUCUUGGUCCUCAUAAUAGUACAGUUAUGUUGAAAAAUGUGAUACUGUCUCUACCUCGAAGGGAGUCUGUAAUCUUAUUUCUCUAGAUGCAGAUUUAUUUAAUAUUUUACAUCCAUUUUAAAAAAAACGACUGAAUGA